Molecule: messenger RNA, 6289 nt
Organism: Bursaphelenchus xylophilus (pine wood nematode)
Lineage: Eukaryota; Metazoa; Nematoda; Chromadorea; Rhabditida; Aphelenchoididae
Source: the annotation of a GenBank genome assembly
AUGACGCAGAAUCUGGAGAAUACGCCGUUGACUUCGGGUGAGAAUGGGAGCUUGGCUGAUGGUUCAAAACCAACCAAGCCAGAGGACGUCGUGAAAGGUGUCCAGAUAAAGUCGGAUGAUGGCAAACUCCAUAAUCUCUUCUACAACGAAACCAAAAAUAAGCUUACCUUCUCCUUAGUGGGGUAAGAUAUUGCUUACUUUGUUUUCAUCAAGUUAUUCCUAAACGGAAAAGUAUAUCACUGCUGAUUUAGGAAUAAAUGUCGUGAACUCACAAUCAGCUACAGUGAAAUAUUAUCCAUUCGCCAAACACCAGUCAAAAUAUACGGAGGCUUACCGAAAAAAAUUUAUCCCGAUGAGCACAACAAAAAACAUCCAAACGCUCUUUACAUCUACUACACUUACAGACAAAACAUAUAUUUAUGGAGGAUCAGGGAGGCAGCGAUCUUUUUCUUGACCACAAGAGAAAAGGAACAAUGGGAAGCAUUGUUGAAGAAGCCCCUUUCAGGUGAGGUCACGUUCUCUUUCAAUUUGCCUUUUAGAACUUUCCGAACGUCCAAAAAAUAUAAUUGUGUUCAUAAAUCCUUACGGGGGCAAAGGAAAGGCGAAACAGAUUUAUGACAAGCAAGUGGAGCCCAUUCUGGAGUUGGUAGGUGUCAAUCGAGAAGUCAUUUUGACACAACGUGCUGAUCAUGCACGAGAUACGAUUAAAGAGCUUGGUAUUGAUUCUUGGGGUAGCAUCGAUGGUGUAGUCAGUGUGGGCGGUGAUGGACUUUUUAAUGAAGUUUUGUAUUCCAGCAUUAUAAGGUAGGUUUAAGCAUAAGAGCUAGUAAUUGUAUAAUAGAACUCAAUCCGAAAAUGGAAAGGACAUAAAUGAUGUAAAUGUGGAUAAGUUGGUAACCCCGAGGUUCCGUUUUGGUAUAAUUGGGGCCGGUUCUGCAAACUCUAUAGUAUCGUCGGUGCAUGGCGUAGAUGAUUGUCCAACCGCGGCCGUGCAUAUCGCCAUCGGAAGUUGCUGUGCCGUUGAUGUUUGCACCGUGCAUGAGGGCCUAACCCUAUCUCGGAUAUCUGCAAAUGCCAUCUCAUACGGAUGGUUGGGCGACGUUCUUCAUGAUUCAGAGCGUUAUCGGUUCAUGGGACCCGUCCGGUACCAAUGGUCAGGUAAGUAUUACAAAUGUGAAUUUUCAAUCCUGUAUAGCAUUGAGGACCACGGUCAGACAUCCUACUUAUUACGGCCGAGUUUCAUUUGCGGUAACCGAAAAGUCCGACGAGAAGGUUCAGCUUCCUCAAUGCAGAUCUCCUUGUUCGAUAUGUCAAGGGUAAGUAAAAUCAUUCCAAAGCGUUAUUUGAUUUGCAGGAGAGAGCAGCCUGACCCUAAUCUCCCCUAUCACUGGCAGACCGACUUCACGCACUGUAUAUGCUGUGUGAUACCAUGUGUGAGUCCUUUUACGCCUUAUGGCCUCGCCCCGUACGCGGGUGUUGGAGAUGGUACCAUGGACUUGGCAUUGGUCCCAAAGGUAACCAGAUGUCAAAACCUCCAGAUCAUGAGGACAGUUUCUAUGUAUGGCGGGAAAGAGUUAUUGCCGCGGGGUCUGAAUCUGAAGGUGUACAGAGUAAAGAGAUGGUCUUAUACGCCUGCCGCCCUUUUAAACCCCGGAGAACAAAAGGACGAAAAUGACAUUAAACAGGGAGCCUGGAAUUUAGACGGAGAAAUCCUACCUCAACCUGCCGAUAAAACAUUACAUUUUCGGUAAGCAGAGGAGACAUUCGUUGCCGUUGAUUUAGGAGUGAUAGGAAUAAUUAAAUUGAUUUAGACUUCACCCUAUGCUUAUCAGAUACUUCGGCCGGGAAUUAGACCUGGACGACCCUCGCUAUCAAAAAUGUCAUUGCUGCCACUGCCCCACUAAAUACUCGAGGCUUGUCGUAAUCGGCUAAUGGGCCGUUAUUUAUGCAUCUUCUCAUCUUGCACUCGCCAGUUCUGUACGGCCAUUAAAAUAUUUAAUAAUGCGUUUAAUAUCCAUUAUAAUCGUGCCUUCAAUUUUCCAGAUUUUUUAAUAAACCUUUUAUGCAAAGACACAUGGGUGUGUCAUGAAGCGACCUGCCAUGUUUGCUCAACCCCACCCAAAUGCCCACGUUUAAUACCAGAACUUUGUGACCGUGUUUAAAACAGUUUGGUGCAAUAUCAAUUUUUUUCAUAAUUUCAGUCCUCAUCUGAAGGCAGUGCAAUCCUUUCUUCCUCGAAAUAAGUAAUAACUCAUUCAUCCAGCUUUUCUUGAUUGAAACGGAAUGCCAAAAUUUAUUUUAUUUUCGGAGAAUCUUUGUUUAUAGCGGCACAUCGAACUGCAUCAAAAUGUCGCCUUCUAUUCUCUAAAUCUCGCUCCAAAUCUAUUUGGCAGAAAUGUCCGUAUAGUUCCAGGUAAUUUGUUGAAACAUAACUUGCGUUGUAUUAUAUAACGUCUUUGCUGCGCUCAAUCAUUAGAGGUUAUAGUUUAGCGAGAUAUGACGCACGUUUAUAACUUGCUUUUCACUGAAGAGUAGUUCGCGGUGACCGUUUGCUACUACGAACAGAGGUCUUGUAAGAGUUUUCUCCUUAGUUAAAUUAAUAGGGAUAGUUCACUAAAAUAUAGGUAUAAUCAUCAACGGUUUCCACAGGACUAUAAGAACAAGUAAGAUGAAGAUAGCUUUUGUAUAUAACUUUUGUAUAUAUAAGACUUAGCCUUCUGAAUAAGUCAUUUCAGAAACUAUUAUUCUGCGGUUUUAAAUCAUGCAUUUUGUCCGGGAGCUAUUCUCAAAUUAAAGGUUUUGUUUAUCGGCCGGUUAUGUCAUAUUAUACUUUCUUAGUAUGAUUGAAAUGUAUAUAGAGCUUAUUUUAGGUUUAAAGCCACUGGGUGAACAGAAUGCAAUGUUCUCGACAAUUAAUUGCCGUAAUAUCCUUCUGUAUGAUACUGUUGUUGAUAUGGGAUCUAAGCAUCGAUUCCUUCGGAACCUCUUAUGGAUAUUUUAUUUCGCAGGGCGUUAAUACAGAAGACCCUACAAUUAUUUUAUUGAACUCGGCCAACAUAAACACUACCUCUUUCGAUGUUGAUUUAAACGGUAAACAAGUUCUUAUUUUCAUUUCUGUUUUAGGCACAUUACCCCAUUUUGAGACACAAAACUUAUCAUUGCCUGCUUGUCCCCUUGAUACGCCGAAUUUGGUUGGCCCGAUACGCGUGUGGUUGGAUGCCCCGUCUUAUCAUAAUAUAGAUAAAUUAUAUCCAUGGUUAGAGGAUGGAGGACGUGGAUGCCCUGAAGAAUGUUUGGCCAGACAUCGUGUCGCAGUCAUCGUGCCUUAUCGCAACCGUGAACUCCAGCUACGCACUUUUCUUCACAACCUCCACUCAUUACUCAGGAAACAACAGCUGGAUUACGCAAUUUUCAUCGUGGAACAAGUAGGUAAUCAGACUUUCAACCGAGCCAAAUUGAUGAAUGUGGGUUACAAAAUCGCCAGUCAGAUGUACGACUGGCAGUGUUUUAUAUUCCAUGACGUUGAUCUGCUCCCCGAAGAUGAUCGUAAUAUAUAUUCGUGCCCAGAAAAGCCAAGACAUAUGAGUGUGGCCGUAGACAAGUUUGGUUACAAGUAGGUUAUAAGGCAUUUUUUACACCUAUCUAGACUUCCUUAUGGAUCUUUGUUUGGUGGGGUCAGUGCAAUUUCUAAGGCGCACUUUGUAAAGAUGAAUGGAUUUUCAAACGAUUAUUGGGGAUGGGGAGGAGAAGACGACGAUAUGUCGUCAAGGUAAGAAAGGUCAAUAAGUAGCUAGCACUGCUUAGAAUCGUUUACACUGGCCUCAGAAUAUCCCGAUAUCCGAUAAAAAUUGCUCAUUACAAGAUGAUUAAACAUGUACAGGAGACCGAGAACCCUGUGAAUAAGUGAGUUUAAAACAAAUUCUGCGAGAGACUCGAGUUAGCAGUGCACAAAAAAAACAAGAUGUUACAGUAGCGGCGUAAAAUACUUCUGAAAAUUUAAAAAUUUAUCAAAAAAAAGAUUUUUUAAAAUUAUGGCAUUGAUGACAUACAGAUCUCCAAUUUGUGGAAACAUGUCAAGAGAUGCAUUUACCACCGUGUAAAAUAUCAGCCCGAUAUGUGCAGUCAGUCCAAAGUUAUGACCAGUUUUCUAUUCCAUACACUUUAUUUUCGCACUCUCAAAAGCGCCAAGUAUACAAGGGUUGUUAAUUUGACAAAAUUUUUCAAAGUGACGUCAAAUUGCAGUCAUUUCUCAUUUUGGCUAAAUUAAAAAUUCUGAUAUACGAAACUUUCACACUCGGAUUAAACAUGGACUAUGAAUACCGUUUAUAUCACUUGUAACUAGUUUUAAUGCUUAUUUAAUAGGUCGUUUUGACAAGAAGGGGCCAUUGAGUCCCUAAAAACUUUAAAUUCCGGUUUUUUACUAUUUUUUAGCAAAAUGCAACAAAAAUUUUCCUACUAACAGGGGAAGUACCCCAAGUGCGACGCUCAGAUUUUGAUGAAUCAUGGCAAAAAUUUAGACUAUUUUUUCUAACAAGGAAAGUACUUUUAUGGGGGCUCCUACUUUUUGACGGGACAUAUCUCAAAAAAUCAGAAAAAAUGUGCUGAUCAAGGAUAUAUAAAUCUUAGCUGCCCAUUUUAGGUUUUUAGGGGUGAAAACUCAAUCGGAAGUUGACUUAAAGUCCUAUAUGAACCCCUUUUCGCUUACUUUUUCACGGGUUUACAAUUUUUAUUUUGGCUUAAAAUGAUGUUUAUUCAGUUUCUAAAACGUAAUAAACCAGUCUUGGCACAAAAUUUUAUUUUUCCGACCUUCAACUUCAAAAAAAGUUGAUUCAGCCCAAAAGGGAAAUCGAACCCGUGCGGCGUUCCCCCUCUUGUUUCCCAGACUACGGCACUAACCACUCGGCCACACCGCUCUCUUCCGAAGGAAGAGACCGACUGCGCUUUUUAUCAUUCGAAUGCUGCGCCUUUUGUAAGGAAAUUGAGCCAGUUUUUGGGCAUUUUCACCCCUAAAAACCUAAAAUGGGCAGCUAAGAUUUAUAUAUCCUUAAUCAGCACAUUUUUUCUGAUUUUUUGAGAUAUGUCCCGUCAAAAAGUAGGAGCCCCCAUAAAAGUACUUUCCUUGUAAAAUACAUGCGACGAUCCUAACUCGCGCUUUGCAGAAACAAUCGAGAUUUUUAGGUGGAACGUCGGCGAAAUUUGAGACUUUUUACCGAAUUUCGGCACUAAAACUUUCAUACCUAUUUCUACCGUAAAAGGUAAUGUUUUAAAAAAAAUCAAACUUUUCCACGCGAAGCUAACAAACUUAUGGCCAAAAAGUGUUUUUCUCUCUCCAUGUUUCGCGUACUCUCUUGCCGGCAAAGAUUGUUCAAUAUCUCAGUGGCGCUUUGAAAGCGCGUGCUAAAGGAAUUGAUAUUUUGUCUAUGGCUGACGUGUGUGCAAUAUUUAAAGAAAACCUGAGUGUCGCACUUGGGGUACUUCCCUUGUAAGUCAAAAUUACGGCGUCGUGACUCUUCCGGGCAACCACUUUGCGGGCAGCCGACAUUUACCGAUUAGAAUUACGAUUUUUGUACCGUCAUCUGCGUAAGAUGACAGAAAUUUUGCAUUGGCAGCUCCUUCGUACUGAUAAGUACACGAAUCUAUUAAAUUCAUCCACCGUUUUCAAAGCUAUAGGAGUUUGUUUUCAAAAAAUGGUUUCUGAACCUUUGAAAAAAAGCCAAGAAUUUAAAAUUGUACUUAUACUAAUACAAGAGUAAAAUAACCAUGGUAGGUGUUUCACGUCUAUACUGUAACAUAUUGUUUUUUAUAUAUAAGCAGGGGUGGCCACCCGGGCCCGUUUCGGCCCGUCUUACUUAUCCCGAACUUUUUUCUGAGUAACCGGAUGGCUUUGAAACUUCGGCUGGCCCUAGGUUUAGAAGGGUGCUGACCCUUCAAAAUGUUAUCAGAUUUUUGAUAUCUCUUCUCCAAAACGAGAUAUCGCAAUUGCGGGAAAAGUAAGACGGGCCGAAACGGGCCCGGGUGGCCACCCCUGUGUAUAAGGCAUAUCUGAGAGCUCGAGUUCCUCACAAAACGGGUUUUAAAAUAAGGUUUCUAAUUGUUUAGAUGCCGGUACAAGUUAAUGCGUUUGACAAAGAAAAGGUACCUCAAAGACGGAGUGAGCAAUCUCAACUUUAAACUAGUGAAUAUCACUCUAUGGAAGAGUCACACCAGGAUCUUGGUGGAUCUCUUAGAAGAUUCUCUAAGACCUUCGCUGUACAAAGAAGUCGGGUCCAAGGAUUGUAAAUGGCCAUAG